AUGGAAACAUUGGGCUGGUCAGAUAAGGAAUGCUCUCUUGAACUAAACCUGAGGGUAGAAUCUGACCUUGUUGACUUGGAGAUAGAAGUUGAAAAGGAAAGUGCUCAUUGCCUCAUAACAGCUUUUUAUUCGUCUCUUGUUGAACUUUGUUAUUGCAGAAGAAAAGAAUUGCUUCAGAUAGAGCGGAAGAGAAUAAGGGUAGAUGAAGGUAACUCUGAAAUAUCAUCUAUAGAGACCAAUUUGGUAGGUGAAGGGGAAGGAGGAAAAUUAUUUCAGGAAGGAGAAUUUGAAUCAACACCAAUAGAUCUCGAGACUGAUACAACGUGUAUUUCUACCGAGGAUGGAUCUUCGGAUAUAUUUUUCGAUCCAUUAACUUCAGCAUCGUCGUCGUCAUCACCAGGCACUUCUUCUAAAAAAGUACAGUCAUGGUAUCUGGACGUAGGAGAACCAACCGAAAUGAUUAAUGUUAAAAAAUUCUUGGAUUCUUUCAGUACCGAACUUAGACUUCACGAAGAAAACAUUCAAAAAGAUCUUAAAUAUUCUGAUAAACUUAAUAAAAAACAAAAUCCAACAAUUUUCUGUCUCCUUCGUCAGUAUCAUAGUGGAUCAAAGAAUAAUCCAAGUUCACCAUCUUCUUUAUCCGUUCCACCCCCUUUACCUGUUCAUCAAUCUGUUUCAUCAUCAUCAACAACAACAAAUGAUAAAAAAAAAUUUGCCAAAGGAAAAAAUAAAGAGAUUAUUUCCUAUCCACAAAAUAAUAAUCAUCAAUCAUCAACAAUUUCACAAAAGAGAAAAUUGGACGCGUCGUCGUCGGAUAAAAUAGAAUCCAGAUCAUCCAAAUCAUCACGCGUAUCUCGUUCGGAUUCUGAAGAUGGUUCUGAAAUAAGACCUGAACCAUCAGCUUUGGAGUUAAGAUUUUGGGAAAUGACAAAAGAAUUGGAUAAUUCAUCUCUGGCGAGUUUAAAGGAAGAAAAUAGAACCAAAGUUAGUUCGAAGACCCGUAACGAAAUGAAUUAUAUGGCUAAUAAAAAUUACAAAGAACCACAUACCGCACCUAAAGAUAUAGUGAAUACACCAGAAGUUAUUCUUUCGGUGGCAUUUUAUAAUCAGAAUAAGCCAUCUACUCGUAUGCAAGAAUUUUUAGUCUUAGGAAAUCAACCUUUAACUGCAUUAAGAGAUGCAUUUUAUUGUCUACGAGAUUUUUAUAAAGUUACUCCGUGGGAAAAACCGACACAGAAUUCAAUAGUAAAUUCUACAGAAAAGAAAACUUCUUCAAGUUAUUUUUUCAUUGAAAAGGUAUUUUAUAAUGAUUUACGGGAUCCUAGAGCUAUUGAUUAUAGCAAGAAUGUUAUUGAUUGGGUCAAAGAAAAUGAUAGAUAUAAACAACGUGGACUUGGUCUUUAUACCUGCAAGAAAAUGGAGAACGUGAAAUUUAAUGAAUUAUCAAUAAGAAUAAUGCAAUCGUACGAUGAUCCUGAUGUAUCAGCAUAUCCUAAAGCAAUAUUUAAGGGGAAAAUUAAUCGACAUAAAUGUCGAAUGUGUAUGCAACGACCGACUCUACUUGUAACCAUUAACGAUUUUCUAUCGGGAGAGUCACCAGCAUAUUUUUGCGAUCGUUGUUAUUAUCAAUUUCAUUAUAACUCUAAAAAUGAAUUACUUUACGAUAAUUUUCAG
Messenger RNA from Diversispora eburnea, 1674 nucleotides. NCBI's taxonomy places the organism in Eukaryota, Fungi, Glomeromycota, Glomeromycetes, Diversisporales, Diversisporaceae. The record is from the annotation of a GenBank genome assembly.